This is a messenger RNA of Planococcus citri (citrus mealybug), 5606 nucleotides long. Its product is annotated as zinc finger protein 134-like. The record is from RefSeq and is a predicted model, not a curated record. The coding region runs from base 195 to 2132 and encodes 645 amino acids. Gene Ontology annotation, biological process: regulation of transcription by RNA polymerase II. Gene Ontology annotation, molecular function: DNA-binding transcription factor activity, RNA polymerase II-specific; RNA polymerase II cis-regulatory region sequence-specific DNA binding. Gene Ontology annotation, cellular component: nucleus. The transcript has 8 exons. NCBI's taxonomy places the organism in Eukaryota, Metazoa, Arthropoda, Insecta, Hemiptera, Pseudococcidae.
CGCUAAAAACGUAAUUUUCAUAACAACAACAAUGGACUGGUGAUAACAAUUUUUUAUUGAUAAUGAUGAUAAAUUUUUGUCCAUAAACUAAAAACUAAACUAACCCAGCUAACUUCAAAGUUUAGUAUUUUUCAUGCAACUGGUACUUUUUAAACGAAGAAUCCGAUGAAUGGUGUAUCGUAAUUUAGAAAGAAAUGUCGCGACAAAGUAAUGACAUUUGUGAUGAAACCUCCUUAAAUAAUGUUACUAACACACGUGUCAACAAUAUGGAUUUAUUUGAUAGUUUUUCUGAAGAGAACUUCGAGCAGAGCAUGCUUGGAACUUCCAGUGAUCAUAUUGUUACCUCAAACCAGUUCCAAAAUAAUAUCUUGUGUAAGUUCGAAAAUGAUGAUUAUCCGUCUGAUCAAGAAAACAACGAGCCUUACGAAAUUCAAAGCAAUACUGAAGAGCCAUUUACGAAAAAUGAAGACCUAUGCGUCGCAUGUGGACAUGUCUCAGCCUACGAAUUUUUUAGUUUCCCGAUCGAUGCUGAUAUUCGACAGCAGUGGGCGAAGUUUUGUGAUAUAAAUUUAGAUGAAAUAAAACCACAUUUUCGCCUUUGUGAUGGGCAUUUUAAACCCGAAGACUACCAGAUCUCGAUGCAACGUAGAGUAUUGAUGCCGACAUGUGUUCCAACGUUAGAUCUGAAAGUGAAAAGGGAGGCACGAACUGAUCAACGUUCUGUAAAAGAUGAGCUCCUACAAUCUGCCGAACACGUUAAGGCCGACGAUGUUUACACUACAGAUUCGAGUAUGCCUUCCGUAGAAAUAUCGAUCAACAACCCUCAGAUUAAGUUAGAAGUAAAAUCAGAACCAUUUACCGAAGAAGUUAUGCUCGAUGAAGCUGCCGAAAAGGUUGCCGAAGAUAUUCACUUCGUAGAUUCGACUAUUUCUCCCCGAGAAAUAUCUAUCGACCUUCUUCAUUAUGCGAAGGCGAACCUUAAACAAGUUCCCAUGAGAGUUGUGAACGCAGAAACUUCCAGAAUUGUAACUGGAAAUAAUCUUCACCGUUUGACUACGUUUUCUUUAGAAAAUUCGAAUAGCGAAUUUUGCAGUUCAGAGGAUCCACUUGAGCAACAUUUUGAAGAAGUAACACUUCCGAAACCGGAAUAUUCUGACGAAGAUAGUCAAUCUCCAAAUUCUACCAUUCCUUCCUCAGAAAAGUCGCAUGAGAGUCGUAAUAAAGCAGAGGCGCGAGCAGGAUGCUCAAAAAAUCAAGAAAACUCCGGUCAAGGUCGGAUUACUCCGUCUGCAAAACAGAAAAACCCUCUCCCAAGCGUAAAAAAGCCAACGCGAAAAUCCAGCAAUGUUUCCAACACGGUAGCGGCACGGUUGCGGAAUCUAUCCCCCUUUCCCUGCGAUAUUUGUGGUACAACAUUUUCCUGCAAACGUGAUUGGACAAGACACCAGCAUCAACACACGAAACCAUUCCAUUGCCAAGUCUGUGACAAACAGUUUGCUUAUAAAUACCACCUUCUUAGACAUGGAUUGAAACAUAGUGAAGAGAAACCCUUCAAAUGCCGCACUUGUGAUGCACGAUUCAAGCACUAUCACCAUAAAGUGGCGCACGAACGCAUACAUGUGGAAGGAGCUUGCUUUGAGUGCGAUGAAUGCGGAAAAAAGUUUCUUCAUAAUUGUUAUCUCACUACACACAUGAGAGUACAUUCCGGGGUGAAACCAUUUUCUUGUCAAACGUGUGGCAAAAGUUUUUCUCUAAAACAUCAUCUUAGCAGGCACCAACGGUCGCAUAGUGAAGACAAACCCUUCAAAUGCCGCCAUUGCAAACAACAAUUCAAGCAUAAUUAUUAUAAACGGAAGCACGAACGCGUGCAUGAGGAAGGAGGUGGUUUUGAGUGCGCUGUUUGCGGAAAAAAGUUUUCCUAUAAACAUCAUCUCGCUACACACCUGAGAAUACAUUCUGGUGUGAAACCGUUUUUUUGCCAAACGUGUAGCAAAAGUUUUACUCAGAAAAUCCAUCUGAUUCGGCACCUUGGGACGCAUGCUGAUAAAUGGGUGCACGUGGAUGAAGCUUGUUUUGAGUGCGCUGAAUGUGGAAAAAGUUAUCCUACUAAGUGUCUCUCAUUACACACCUGAGAAUACAUUUCGGCGUGAAACCAUUUUCUUGCCAAAUGUGUGGCAAAAGUUUGGGGAAAUAUUUUUUGCAUGACGAAAAAGGGCAUCAUCACGACAACCAUUUUUUUGUUCAUAAAAGAUGAAUGAACAACAAAAAAUGAUGAAGUUCCAAGUCAGAUGGCGCCUGACAAUAAAAUAUUUAUGAAUGACUACGAUUUUAUUACGAGAUGAGCAGUAUUCAUGGCAGAACAUUAUCAGUUCAAUUACAAUUAUAUUAUUUAUAUUUUGUACAAAUUUUGACAAAUGAUCUACUGAGGUUUUCUUUUUUUUAUAUAUAUAAUAAUAUAUAUUUAACAAGUUUUAUUACAAUCUUAAGGAGACCUUAAAUAAGUAAUAUUUCUGACUUUAAACAAGUUAGUUACAUGACAUGUGCAGGGUUCUCUGCAGUGAGAGUAUACUCUGCUAUUUUACGAUGUAUCUCUCCGGUGAGAGUACUCUAUUUAUUUUUUAUAAUAUCUAUGACUAAUGACGAAAUAAAGAUCACUUUUACUAUAAAAACACUAUAUUUAUUAUGAGAACUGCGACGGCCGUUUCGGUACGACACGUACCAUCUUCAAGGCAUGAGAACAGACUGAUAAAUUAUUACAUAAUAUUCGUUGAGAGCUUAAAAGUUACGCGUAGUGCUUAGGAUUUAGGGAGGGGGGUAGGUACAUUCGUUUGUGUAGGUGGAAAGCUGUGCAGUAGGUUACGUUGGAUGCUGGUUGGAGCUUUUACUACUUCGUUGAGAACAUUGUAAUUGUUUUGGAUAUGUUUGAAUACUUCAAAGUGAUCUUUAUUUCGUCAUUAUGCAAAACACUAAAAGUGAUAACCUCCUUAACAAAUUAUCUAUGACUAAGUUGUGAGGUUUUAACUGAUGGAUGUUUCUUUGCUUUGAUCUUGUUUUGUGAGUUUUCAACUUGAGAAAUUCUUUUAUCCAUCUUUUAAGCAGUUCCCAAAUGUCUUUUAAGCUCGCCUGCUUGCUCUUCUAGUUCCUCUGGUUCAUCCGAUUCAUCCGUGUUAUUCUUUGGAAGGUUUCUUUUGACAAUUUUGGCUUGUUCAGGUUUCUAAGUUGUUAUCUGCUCCUGGCUUUGAGUGGUCCUUUGCUUGACACAAUCAAUUACUGUCAUCUUUGGUUUAGAUAUAGCAGCAAUUUUUGCUUGAUAUACUGGACACCCUCUCCAGUUGGUUUUAUGAUCACCAUCACAAUUGGCACACUUGGCUGGGUCUUCUUUCUUCUUCCUACAUUGCUUUGUUUCAUGGUCUAAUUCGGACCAUGCAUGACAAGAGUCACCACGUAGUGGAAAUGAUGAGAACUACAACAAGCGGUAUAGAUGCUGAAAAUUUAACAUUGUCUCUUAUGGAAGGAGCUUAGUUUUCAUACAUUUUUCGAUAAAAUCUUCAAAAGUGUUGAUUUUUGGAAGAAAAUCAUCUGAAUUUUUGUUUUCCUCGUGAAAUUACCUUUAAAAUGACGUAUUGUAAUUGUAAUUUAAUGGGCUCUGAAUGUUUCUUUGAUCAUAAAUGUGAUGAAAAAAUGGUGAUAAAAGUCUAAUAAUAUCACAAAUCACGAGCGAUAAUUAACGAUUAUGCAUCACAUAACAAACAAAGCAAAGAAGUAAGUACUUACAUAUGCUGGUAGUAAAUUUCACUAGGAAUACAAAACUUCUACUCAAAUUGGCUGAAAAACUAAUAUUCUUCAGCAUUUUAUUAAAAAUCGAACAGAAACGAUAAUGUUCCAUAAGAAGCAAUGUUAAAAUUCAAGCGGUAUACUGCUUGCUGCUUCUUAUCAGUAGAAGCACACUAGUGCGCCACACCUGCGCAUGGCCCGAAUCCACACUUAAUGCAUUUGGGUUUCCUUGCACAGUAUGUUUUGGUAUGACCAACCUGCUGGCAGUUUUUACAUCGAGGUAGCUCCCUCUUUUUUGCUGGAGGUUCUACCUUCACUUUAGUGUGCAACAAGAACCCCAUUUCAUAAAUGGUCUUGUUGUUUUCUUUUGGGCUAAGAUAUAUGUACAUAAAAGAGUGGUAAUGCCACCUUAUAUGAUUUCUUACUCGCAAUUUCUCCAGAUACAUCCUUUUUCACCUCUGUUUUUUUGAUAAUUACAUUGGUGACAUUGAUGGCAUCAUGUCCGGUUUUAAUCAAUUCUAAUUUGAUAUCCUCGGGUGAAGUGGAGGGGUGUAGCCCUCUUAUAACUACCUGAUAGGGUUUAUCUUGUUUCAACUGAUAUGUAUGGUGCCCAAUUCCAUACAUUUUGUGACUAGGAUUCUUCCUUAUAGCCUCCAGUGCCCUAUACACUGCUCUAAAGCUUUGCUCAUUUGAGCAUGCAGUUUUAACAUCUCCAUUAGAGAGGGUUUGCAUUAUAGGGGUUUCACACUCUUCCAUGCUUUCCAACAUUGCAGUAAAUUCAGUAAUAUUUUCAAUUCCACUAAUGUAAAUAGGUGGAAUACGUUUCUUUUUGAGUUUUUCACUGUGCGUUUCUUUUGACAGGAUAGAUUUAAUGCUGUCUAUUGUCAUAUUGCUAUGAUUUUCCUCUGACUCAUCUGUUAAUGAUGCUUGUUCGCUGAGAUGCUUUUCAUCCUCUUUCAACUUAGCUUGAUAGUGAGCUACUACUUCCCGUAAGUGGUUGAUUUGCCUCUGCUGUUCUUCCAACUGUUUUUGUUGAAGUUUAUUUUGUUUCACAAUGGCACUGUACAUAGCUGUUAGCUGGUUGUGCGUGGGAUCGCCUCUUUCAAAAAAAUUUGAGUGAAAUUUGUAAUUCAGUAGAAGAGAACCAAAUUAGCCUAAGCGAAGGGAGGGCAAAAGCUUGGGAAAAAAUGAGAAUUUUGAGGAUAGAUCGGCAAUUUUGUCGGCAAAUGUGCAAUAAUUAAAUACAUGAUUGUAAAAACUAAAAUGUUGUUGGAAUUUUUGUAUUUUCCCAUUUUUUUUGAAUUUCUCACAAUUUCCCAAGUUUCUCCUACUUUCGCGGGACCAGAAGUGGCAAACUGUCACCCCUUGGGUCUCUUUCCUUUCGUCCCUGAGGUCAAAUGAGGAAGAGGGAUCGGCCAACAAAGUCCACAAAACAUUACUUCUAUAAACAGCAAUUUUUACCAUACCUACUUCGUUUUUUGGUAUCAUUUUAAUAUUUUUUGAAAGUUUAUUUCUGUUGACAAAAUAUCUCUUUUUGACAAAAAAACUUUGUAGUGCAUGGCCUUGUUUUCUUUUUUUUAAAAAAUUGAUUCAUUAUUUUUAUCAACUUACCUAUAUUUAAUUGUGAGGAAUGAAUAGCACCUCAUUUUAAAGAUCUGGUAUCCUACCUUCAUUUAGCAUAAGAACACUUUGAAAAAUAAAAUCUUAAAGAGGAAAUUUUCAAUGUUUGGAAAACAUUUUGAGUUAUAACUUAUAACCUUUCAUUAAAGUUGAUGUGGAGGCGAAAGGAAGCGUCCAAAAAAAAUUUCAAGACAACAGAUGUGUAGAGAAUU